Molecule: messenger RNA, 3499 nt
Organism: Chironomus riparius
Lineage: Eukaryota; Metazoa; Arthropoda; Insecta; Diptera; Chironomidae
Source: the annotation of a GenBank genome assembly
AUGAAUAAUAGAGAAAAUCUUAAUGACAUAAAACCAAUUGGAAAUGAUAAAAAAUAUUUAAAAAUUUAUUCUGUUGGAUAUGAUGAAUCAUUAGACACUAGUGAAUUUGGACGGAAAGCACAUUCGAGUCCGAGUAAAUCGGGUGGAUUUUUUAAUGAGGGAGAGGAACAUUUGAAGGAAGGUAAAAUGUAUAAGCAUUCAUCCAAUAGACAACGUCAAACCCGCUCAAUGGAUAACAUUGUUGAAAAAACUGAUCGUUGGCGUUUCAACGACUUGAAUACAAAUAAUAAUCAACAUUUAGUAUUUAUUAAUGAGAGCGUCAACUCGAACAUGAAUAGUGAAAUUGGAAAAUCGAGUAGUAAUGAGAUAAUUGAAAGUGACGCUUUCGGACCAGUUGUUAAUCCUAGUCUGUUACCAGGCACGCCAAUGAUUGAUAAUGCAUCAGAAGUAUCGAGAAGUUACGAGUCUGGUUUUAGUGCUUAUAUGAAUCAUGACAGACACCCGUCCGUAAAUGGAAGUUACGAUGAGACUUAUAAUUCAUUAAACUCCAAAAUUGGUCUCUUACAGAGAUUCACAGAAAUUGAGAGCAUGCAUCCGAUGGCACUUGAGAGGAAAAUCUCUUAUAAACGCCGUAAACAAUUUACGAGUACUGAAGUAAUAAAGGAAAUUUCACCAGAUAGUGGUCAAGGAGAUGAAAUUUCACUUUAUGCUGGUACGCAUGAGUAUGAUAUUGAAGUCAUUCACGGUGACGAUAGUGCUGAGAGACGUCCAAGCAAACAAGAUGCUGAACUUCGAGAAGAUCCCGAUUCACUUUUCUUUCGUGAUGGUCGACGUAAGAUAGAUAUGAUAUUGUGCUUUGAGGAAGAAUAUGAUGGUGCUAUGACAGAACAACAAGCAAUUCAACGUGAACAAAGGAGAGUCUUUCACGAUUGUUUAAUUAAAGAGGGUCUUGAUCUUGAGAUUGAAGAUAAAAGUCAGUCAUUUGAUGAGAAAACAUAUUUUGUAAAAAUUCACUUGCCUUGGAGAGCUGAAUCAAGAUAUGCUGAAGUAUUGAACCUUAGGUUACCCGUUAAACGUUUCAUAACAAUAAGUGUAAAGCAAAACAGCGACGAGAAUCCCUUAUUUUUUAAUAAACAUGCAUUUCUUCGAAAGUUUUACGCUCUCUACAAGAAAUAUUGGACAAGUUUUAAAAUAAUUACGGAGUAUGACUACAGCUUAAUCGAGAAAGAACCAUCGUUCUACUCAGCAACAUCUAGUGGAAAUCGCGAAGAGCAAUUUAUCGUAAAAGAUCGAAUGACACAUUACAAUGGUGCUCAACGUAGUAUGAUAGUAUUUCAGAUAUUGUUACGAACAAAAUAUGAUGAUGGAGAUAAAUGUGGCAUAAGGAGAUUAUUAAACGAUGGAACAUAUCUUGGAUGCUUUCCAUUGCACGAGGGACGUUAUGAUAAACCGCAUUCAUCAGGGGCUAUGCUCGAUCGAAGACUCUUAUACAUCGAGUGGGCUCAUCCGUUUAAGACAUGGUACAAAAGACAGCCUUUAUAUCUCGUUAGAAAGUAUUUUGGUGAUAAGAUUGCAUUGUACUUCUGUUGGCUCGGUUUUUAUACAUGGUCACUCGUGCCACCAGCAAUCGUCGGUUUCCUAUGCUUCAUUUAUGGUAUAUCAACAAUGAAUAGUGAUGAUAAUACGCCAAGCAAAGAGAUGUGUGAUGAAUUUGGUGUAGGAAGAACAAUUUUAUGUCCUUUAUGUGAUAAAGCAUGCAGCUAUCAAAUAUUACAUGACUCAUGUUUAUAUGCUCAAAUUACGUAUUUAUUCGAUAAUCCAGCCACAGUAUUUUUUGCUAUUUUUAUGUCUUUAUGGGCUACAACAUUCCUUGAGUUAUGGAAAAGAAAGCAAUCGAUAAUUAUUUGGGAAUGGGACUUGCAAGGUAUUGAGAAUGAUGAAGAUCCAAGACCGGAAUUUGAGACAUCUGUCAAAACAUUCAGAAUUAAUCCUGUGACACGAGAGAAGGAGCCCUACAUGACAUAUUGGAGUCGAUUUUUUCGUUUAAUGGCAACAGGAUCGAUUGUCUGCUUCAUGAUUUCCGUCGUAAUGGGAGCAGUUUUGGGGACAAUUAUAUAUCGUAUAUCGUUGGUAUCAAUUAUUUAUAGCGGAUUCGAUGGUGCUUUUAUUAAAAGUCAUGCCAAACUGUUUACUUCUAUGACAGCUGCUCUAAUUAACUUGAUAAUAAUUAUGCUUCUUACAAAGCUUUAUCAUCGUUUAGCAAUUUAUUUAACAUCAUUGGAAAAUCCACGAACGCAAACAGAAUACGAAGACUCGUACACAUUUAAAAUCUUUGUAUUUGAAUUUAUGAACUACUAUUCAUCACUUAUUUACAUUGCAUUUUUCAAGGGACGCUUUUUCGACUAUCCAGGCGACGAUGAAGCGCGAAAAAGUGAAUUUUUCAAACUAAAAGGUGAUAUUUGCGAUCCAGCUGGAUGUUUGAGUGAGCUGUGCAUUCAACUCUCAAUUAUCAUGAUUGGCAAGCAGUUUUCAUGGGAGCAAGAUUUUCAUCUCCAAGAUCCCGGUCGAUUGGCUUUAUUUGACGAAUAUCUCGAGAUGAUCAUUCAAUAUGGAUUUGUGACAUUAUUUGUUGCUGCAUUUCCUUUAGCACCUCUUUUUGCUCUUAUUAAUAAUAUCACGGAAAUUCGUCUUGACGCAUACAAAAUGGUAUCUCAAUCUCGUCGUCCUUUGGCAGAAAGAGUUGAAGACAUUGGCGCAUGGUUUGGGAUUCUCAAAAUCAUAACUUAUGUUGCUGUUGUCUCGAAUGCUUUUGUGAUAGCAUACACAAGCGAUUUCAUACCAAGAAUGGUGUAUAAAUUUGUUUAUUCGCCAACAAAUGACUUGCAGGGCUAUAUAUAUCAUAGUCUAUCAGUAUUUAAUACAUCUGAUUAUCGUGAGGAGUGGGGUACAAAAAAUGAGAAUGAUCCUGAUACGUGUAGAUAUCGUGGAUAUAGACAACCGCAUAAUGAUACAGAACCAUAUGGAUUAAGUCCUGUUUAUUGGCACGUUUUUGCUGCCCGCUUAGCAUUUGUUGUUAUUUUUGAGCAUCUUGUAUUUGUGAUAACGGCAGUUAUGCAAUUCAUUAUACCUGACAUACCAAGUGAGUUAAAAACUCAAAUGCAACGUGAACAAUUAUUGGCCAAAGAAGCAAAAUACCAACACGGUCUUAACAAAGCUCAAGAGUACGACGAUUUAUUAUCAGCUAUACGAGAUAAUAAUACUAGUCAUCGGAUGGCGAGAAGUAUCGGUAAAAGUAGUUGGGGUAAGCGAUUGAGAACGGGAGAUCAUGAUUCAGCGAUGGAUGUUACAAACAGGCAUAAAUCAAGAAUACCGUUAGAAUCAACAGUAUGGGAGUCCGGGGAGAAGCCUUAGAAUUAAUUUAACAUUAAAUAAUCAUAAAAACUGUUCAGUUGAAAUUUAAAUGCAAUUAAAAUUACAAUUAAUCAUUUCUCAUAUCCAG